This is a messenger RNA of Oenanthe melanoleuca, 2173 nucleotides long. RefSeq names its product toll-like receptor 1. Gene Ontology annotation, biological process: cellular response to bacterial lipopeptide; inflammatory response; immune response. Gene Ontology annotation, cellular component: membrane. The record is from RefSeq and is a predicted model, not a curated record. Gene Ontology annotation, molecular function: transmembrane signaling receptor activity; Toll-like receptor 2 binding; lipopeptide binding. Lineage: Eukaryota; Metazoa; Chordata; Aves; Passeriformes; Muscicapidae.
GUAUUGUUACUCAGUAGGAUAGAGUUACGGGAAGUUUUCUUUUUGUGUUUUCCUGAAAACGUUUUCGGACAGCAGGGAUUUCUGCAUGAUUAGAACAAAGAUGGACAGUUAAGAAAAGUACUGAGCAUCUCCAAGGAAACAGAAAACAGUAUAACACAAAAUAUGAGCUUUCUCAGAAAGUUUUUUCUUUACAAGUGUCUGUUUGCAUUAACUUUUUGGAACUAUGUCAGCCUAUCCAUGGAAGAUGAACUCUUUACAUCGGUUUCUAACAAUUUUCCAGAAGAUGGUUCUAACAAAAAAAUUGACAGCCUGCCACUCCUGUAUGGAAAAAGUCAUCAGUCCAAAACUGAUUAUGGUUGGGUUGUGAUACAGAAUACUACAGAAAGCCUGUCAUUGUCAGAAAUCACAAAUAAAAAUGUAAAAAAAUUGGUAGCUUUAUUAUCUAAUUUCAGACAAGGAUCCAAGUUACAAAAUCUGACACUGACAAAUGUGUCAGUGAAUUGGAAUGCUCUUAUGGAAAUUUUUCAGACUGUAUGGCACUCAUCCAUUCAAUACUUUAAUACUAACAAUGUAACACAACUGUUAGACGUUAAAAGAUAUAAGUUUGACUAUUCAGGUACCUCUAUGAAAGCAUUGACAAUGAAGAAAACUAUAAUCACGGAUUUAUACUUCUCACAGGAUGAUCUAUACGAAAUAUUUGCAAACAUGAAUAUUGAAGACAUGACAAUAGCUGAUUCAGAGAUGAUACAUAUGCUAUGUCCUUCAUCUAAGAGUCGCUUUCGAUACCUAAAUUUUUUUAAGAAUGAGUUAACAGAUUUACUUUUUCAAGAAUGUGACAACCUACAUCAGCUGGAGACAUUGAUCUUGAAGAAGAAUAAAUUAGAGAGCCUUCUCAAGGUAAGCUCCAUGACCAGCCGUAUGAAAUCCCUGAAAUACCUGGACAUGAGCAACAACCUGCUGCGGCACGAUGGAGCCAAGGCGCAGUGCCCGUGGGCUGAGUCUCUGACUGAGCUGGACCUGUCCUCCAACCAGCUGGCCGAUGCCGUGUUUGGGUGCUUGCCAGCCAACGUCAGGAAACUCAGCCUAGAGAACAACCAGAUCAGCAAUGUCCCCAGGGGGAUGGUGGAGCUGCAAUGCUUGGAAGAGCUGAACCUGGCUUCGAACAGGCUGGCUGACCUGCCGGGGUGCAGUGGCUUUCCAUCGCUGCAGUUCCUCAACAUGGAGAUGAAUUCGAUGCUGACCCCUUCCGCUGAGUUCUUCCAGAGCUGCCCGAGGGUCAGGGAGCUGCAGGCCGGGCACAACCCGUUCAAGUGUUCCUGUGAGCUGCAGGCCUUUAUCCGCCUGGAGCGGCGGGCGGGGGGGAAGCUGUUCGGCUGGCCGGCGGCGUACGAGUGCGAGUACCCGGAGAGCCUGCGAGGAACGCAGCUCCAGGACUUCCACCUGAGCCUGCUGGCCUGCAACACGGCGCUGCUGCUGGCGACAGCCCUGCUGCUGACGCUGCUGCUGGUGGCCGCGGUGGCCUUUCUGUGCAUCUACCUGGACGUGCCGUGGUACGUGCGCAUGACCUGGCAGUGGACGCAGACGAAGCGCAGAGCUCGGCACAGCCCCCCCCGGGAUCAGGGCAGCGCUCUGCGAUUCCACGCGUUCAUUUCCUACAGCGAGCGCGAUUCGCCGUGGGUGAAGAACGAGCUGAUCCACCUGGAGAAGGGGGAGGGCUGCGUGCAGCUGUGCCAGCACGAGAGAAACUUCAUCCCCGGCAAGAGCAUUGUGGAGAACAUCAUUAACUGCAUUGAGAAGAGCUACAAGUCGAUCUUCGUGCUGUCUCCCAACUUUGUGCAGAGCGAGUGGUGUCACUAUGAGCUGUACUUUGCCCAUCACAAGUUAUUCAGUGAGAAUUCCAACAGCUUGAUCCUCAUUUUGCUGGAGCCCAUCCCUCCGUACCUUAUCCCUGCCAGGUACCACAAGCUGAAAGCUCUCAUGGCAAAGCGCACGUACCUGGAGUGGCCGAAGGAGAGGAGCAAGCAUGCCCUGUUCUGGGCUAACCUCAGGGCAGCCGUUAGCAUUGACCUGUUAAAAGCUGAUGAAAACUUGUAUGAGGAAACAGAUUAAGAAUAUUUCUAAUGGAAUUUCACUUGUUUUUUCUUAGUGAAACAAUAAAUAUUAUUUCCAUUCA